Messenger RNA from Papilio xuthus (Asian swallowtail), 612 nucleotides. Lineage: Eukaryota; Metazoa; Arthropoda; Insecta; Lepidoptera; Papilionidae. The record is from RefSeq and is a predicted model, not a curated record.
ACAGAACAGCCGUCAAACUAUUUCCCUUAACGAAAUUAUCAACAAUGUAAAAAAUUAAAUUUAUUUCAUUUCAUACACUUUUCAAUAGUUUCCACUUUAAUUUUAAGUCGCAGAUUUUAUCAUGUCACUAACCAGUGCAGCUGGUUUAGUGAUAUUUCGCUACACAAAUAAAGUAAUACAGUUUCUCCUAUUGCAAACUUCAUACGGCCAACAUCAUUGGACACCACCGAAAGGUCAUGUUGAUCCUGGUGAAUCGAAUUGGGUAACAGCUUUGAGAGAAACUAAGGAAGAAGCAGGAUAUUCAGAGAAUGAUUUAGAAAUCUAUAAAGAUAUAUCUUACACACUUAACUAUGAAGUCAAUCAAAAACCAAAAUGCGUUAUAUACUGGUUAGCUAAGCUGAAAAAACCAGAACAAAAUGUGACAUUGUCUGAUGAACAUCAAGACUACAAGUGGCUGCCAUUACAACAGGCUCAGGAAUUAUCAGGAUUUGAUGACAUGAAACUAUUGCUAGCAGAUUUCCAUGAAAAAGCAGUCAAGCUUGUGUAAAUUAAAGCAAACAAAAAUGUUAUCUUAGAUAAGAAAUAAAUAAUAAUAUAUAUGUAUAUUUAUAA